Molecule: messenger RNA, 907 nt
Organism: Chenopodium quinoa (quinoa)
Lineage: Eukaryota; Viridiplantae; Streptophyta; Magnoliopsida; Caryophyllales; Amaranthaceae
Product: spliceosome-associated protein 49-like
Exons: 4
Coding region: 151-705 (184 amino acids)
Molecular function (GO): RNA binding
Source: RefSeq, a predicted model, not a curated record
UGAAUAUGGCGCAACAGUCAACAAAGUUGAAACUUGAAAGGCAUUAUCAGCCCACAUUAACGCGACUCCUCCACUGAAGUCCACAGUUUCAACGCGACACCUUAGUUUCUCCAUUUCCAGAACUUUUUUCAACGAGUCAAUACUCUUACAAUGUCUAAAAAUCCGAAGAGCACAGUUUAUAUUGGCAAUUUGGAUGAGAGAGUUACUGAUAGGAUCCUAUAUGACAUCCUUAUCCAAGCAGGGCGAGUAGUUGAUUUAUACAUUCCGUGUGAUAGAGAAACAGAUAAACCUAAGGGUUUUGCCUUUGCAGAGUAUGAAACAGAAGAGAUUGCGAAUUAUGCUGUCAGGCUUUUUUCUGGCCUUGUGACUCUGUACAACAGGACAUUGAAAUUUGCGAUUUCUGGGCAAGAUAAGGCAGCUGCUAAUAUGUCCUCUACAUCGAUGCACCCAUCUAAUUCACCCCUCAGGUCCAGGAAACCUGAACCUUUUAGCAGUAUGGAAGAUCCUUAUCAAACUCGAUCAUUACAUUCUAGUAGAUUCUCAACAAACCCAGGCCGUUAUGAGCCAGAUUUACUCCCCCCUGGUGUAGACCAAGACUCUAGUCCGUUCAGGUCUCGUCAUGAUGGCUACAAUCAAGAUUACUCACGGAGAGUAUUUGGGGCGUCUUUGGAUAGUAUUAGCCGCUCUAGACCAGGACGCUAUUAAACAAGUAAUAUGAUUGCUUCCCUGAGCAUGUUGUGGAUGCAAAUCUGACUUGUAGAUUCAGAUUGGCUAGUCUAGUUGACUACCUGUAGUAUAGGAUUCGGUCUAGUAGAGAAUACUGUAAUGCUAUCAUAAUGGCUACGUAUAAUGGUAAAUGUAUCACAUGCGAUUUCUCAUUUGCUUUCUGAUGCUUUUUAUUUUGUGA